UUUCAUUCAUAACAAUACGUAAUCUUUACGUACUUACGCAUGCUUAUUUCUUUGACUAUUUAGGAAUGAUUUUUUUUAUUCUACGAGAAAUUUCGUAUAAUUGCAAGAAAUUAUAAAUAAAGUUUUAGGUGGUUUGAGAGACAUAUGAUGCAUAAUAGAAUAAUGUUUAUUUAUUGCACAUCACAUAAUAUAGUUUGAGAAAAAUGUCUGCAAUUAUAGAUGACAAAGUUGUUGCAGGUGCAAAGAAUUCAAAUACGAUCAAGGAAGAUCCGAUUGUAGCAUUAACAGAAAAAGUAAAAGCCUUGUAUCUCUUUCGAGAUCGCUACUUUGAAACACAUUCUAUCAAUGAAGCAAUAAAGAAAAAUACUGAUGUUGAAAAGGAAAUGAAAGACACACUGAGCAAAUUUGAUGAGUGUAAAGGAUAUGAGAUUGAUGGCUCACGUGCAAAGUAUUAUUAUUUAAAAGGAAGAGCUCUAAAUGUAGUGGAUCGUUUUAUUCCACAGGCAGAGGAACUUUUAAGUAAAGCUGUGAAAUUAGAACCUAAAUUAAUAGAAGCGUGGAAUGAAUUAGGGGAAUGUUAUUGGAAAAAUGAUGAUAUAAAACAAGCAAAAAAUUGUUUCACUGGUGCCCUGCAACAUGGUAGGAACAAAGUAUCUUUGCGAAAUUUAUCAAUGGUGCUUAGACAAGAACAAACUUCAUCUAUUGAUGAACGGAUAAAAAAUAUCCAACAAGGAGUUGAAUAUGCUAAAGAAGCUGUAAGCCUCGAAACAACCGAUGGAAUCUCUUGGGCCAUAUUAGGAAAUUCUUACUUGUCUUCUUUCUUUACAAUUGCACAAAACCCAACUACUUUACGUCUAUGCAUGUCAGCAUACAUACAAGCGGAGAAAGAUAUUAUUGCAAGAAGUAACCCGGAUUUAUUUUAUAAUAAGGCAGUAGCUCUAAAAUAUCAAGAAGAAUAUAACUUAGCAUUAAAAUCAUUUGAAACUGCAAUGGCACUUGAUCCAUUAUGGGAAACACCACGCAACAAACGAGAUGAAUUAUUAAAAUAUCUUAAAGAUAUCCAAAAUUCAAUUAAUUACAAUGGACAUGUAAAACCGAAAAGAUUAUACCAAUUGAUACGGGCACUGGAUAUUAAACAUUUAGGACCAUACAAAAAUGGAUCAUAUACAUCUGGAGAAAAAUCGUUAAAAUUAGAUUUAAUUUCUUUAAAAGAACUAGCUCUUGGAGUAAAUACCGAAAAAGUUGUAUUUGGAAAAGUAGUUUGUUGGAUACAAGACUCGGAUUGUGUUCCAUUUGCUUUUUGUCUUGUGGAUGAGCAAAAGACCUGUAUUGUUGUUACUGUGUACAAUCUAGCUAAAGGUCGAGGAGUUACAGUUGGGGAUUCUGUUGGUAUACCAGAGCCUUUUGUCAUACAUCAAAAAUUCUCCUAUAUGAAUAAUGAAUUUGACUAUAAAUCUAUUCGUGUUGAAACUCCUAUUAUACUCGUAGUUAAUGGAAGAAAGUUGGGCCGAGAACAACAAGCAAGCGCAAAUUUGCAUAGUUAUAAAAAAACAGAUUAAACUGAAUGAACUACUUGGAUAAUAAGUUGAUUAGAUCAUAUAAUUAGUCCUAAAUAAUAGAUGAUUUUCAAACUUUGCUUUUGAAUAACAGUCUGCGAAUAGAGCUAACA
Molecule: messenger RNA, 1669 nt
Organism: Camponotus floridanus (Florida carpenter ant)
Lineage: Eukaryota; Metazoa; Arthropoda; Insecta; Hymenoptera; Formicidae
Product: tetratricopeptide repeat protein 5
Exons: 8
Coding region: 204-1559 (451 amino acids)
Biological process (GO): cell division
Molecular function (GO): protein binding
Source: RefSeq, a predicted model, not a curated record